Molecule: messenger RNA, 171 nt
Organism: Tauraco erythrolophus (red-crested turaco)
Lineage: Eukaryota; Metazoa; Chordata; Aves; Musophagiformes; Musophagidae
Source: RefSeq, a predicted model, not a curated record
CAAAAGUACUUCGAUUCUGGUGACUACAACAUGGCCAAGGCGAAGAUGAAGAACAAGCAGUUGCCAAGUGCAGGGCCAGACAAGAACCUGGUGACAGGAGACCACAUCCCCACACCGCAGGACCUCCCGCAGAGAAAGUCCUCGCUUGUAACCAGCAAACUGGCAGGGUAG